AUGCAUCAUACUGUUCGAAUACGUGAUUUAUCACCAGCACCUGCAAAUCAAACGAGCUAUCGAAAAGGACCUUCACAAGCAUCAAGCAAUCAUUGGGUAGCAGCUGUGGAUAACCGCUAUUCGGCUUCAUCACCGGAUCGCUACAAAGUUCAAUAUUGGUAUGAAAAUGGACCACAUACACAUGGUGACUAUUCUGGUCAUCCAGUAUUUGAAGCUUUUCUUGCUGCGUAUGCCAAUCAUGAAGAUAUCAUCCUUUCUCCUGAUGAUAUUUGGCUCAUGAUUACAAUUUAUUAUGCCAAAUAUGUCGAUGACAAUGCAGAACAAUUGCGAUCAUUGUUUGUUGACGAUGAAGGAAAAAAGGAGCUUGAAGUCAUCGUUUCAACUGAGACACCUAAGUAAGCACCAUACUAACAGAUCAUUUAGUUAAUAUCCGAUAAUUUUCUUCUUUUUGUUAUUGUCGGUUAGUUGGCCUGAAUUCUUGGAACAGAUAAAAGUGGAAAUUAGUAAAAAUGUAAAAAACGAUAUAGUAGAAGUUCUGACAUCGGCCUAUUCAACAACAGGCCCAGUCGAGUCAUUGUUGUCCUGUGCUUGUAUCAUGCACACAUUCAAAAAAUAUUUUGAUUAUAUUCAUUGUAUUCCCGGUUGUGGCAUACGAAAUGUUCAUUUUUUGGGUACCUUAGCUGAUUGGCAACUCUUACGAAGUAAAGCAGAAAGACUCAAAAAUUUUACAAAACCAAGCACGGAUCCUUAUCGGAGCGUAUAUACGGAUUUUUCGAGCUAUAUCGAUGGAGUAUUGCCCAUUUUGGAUGAAUUCAUUCGUACGUAUCAGGGACAAGUCGACAAUAAGUUUUGGGAUCAAAUUUUUGAUUACACUCAUGUACACAAAAGAGGUGGAUCUGGGUAAGUUAAAAUAGGAGAUUAUCUUGAAAUUGUAAUUUCUUUCUUCGUUCGUAGGAUGAUUAUUGGAGAAGUGAUGGGUAUUCGAGGUUGGUUUCUUCGCUUGUGUUUCGGACUGCACUAUUCUGACGCAAAAAUAGAACUCGAUAACCUUAGGCUCAAUGGUAUCUCAGUACCAGUUACUUUAAAGAAUCUGACCACGAAUCAGAAAUCUCCAUGUUACGUUGCUGGUGGUUUUCAUGGAGUCCAUUCAAAAGAUGGAAAGCACAGACCUGUUAUGAGUCUAUCGAUUAUCGAGGAUACCAAACCUGACAAAUAAACUGUGUACUCUAACUAUUUCAUCCAAUCGAUUUUAAUAAUAGACUUUCAUGAAAGAAAUUUAAAAACGUAAUAAAUAUUCUAAUUUUGUAAAAGAGAAAGAAAGCCGAUUAUAUUCAGGAUUUUUUCUAGUAAACUUUUGAUUUCAAUAAAAUGACCUUCGAAAAUGGCAAGCAUCAAUCGGAUAAGAUUCAUGUUGAGUUGUACGAAUCUCAUAGAAGAAGGAGAAAAAUAAAAGUGAUGAGUAAUGAUAUGCUUCAUUAAAUUACCAAAUAUUGUCAUUCUCAUGAUAUAGAGAUCAACACACAGAUUUGGAAAGAAACAACAAUUCUCGACAAUUUGGAUCACGGUAUGGGUGUGAAUCAAGAAAACACACACACACUCACACUCUCAUCUUCAAUCCAGAUAUACUCACUAUCAGUUACAUUCUCAUACGUACAUUGUCAUCAAUUCAUCCAUUCGCCACACCCUCACCGUCUACGUAUGCACUUAUAUUCUUAUUCUUUUCUUUUGUUUUAGCCAUGCAUCAAGGAUUUUCCUUUCCUGUGAUAAACAUGUCAUGAACCUUUUCUUUCCCAUCGUAUAUAUGUGAUGGACUUUUCCUUUCCUUCACUCUUCUUUCUUUGGGUGUGGGUGGGUGUGGGUGUGGGUGAGGAUGUGGGUGUGGGUGUGGGUGUGGGUGCGUGUGGGUAUGCGUGUGGGUGUGGGUGCGUGUGGGUAUGCGUGUGGGUGUGGGUGCGUGUGGGUAUGCGUGUGGGUGUGGGUGCGUGUGGGUAU
Molecule: messenger RNA, 1992 nt
Organism: Rotaria sp. Silwood2
Lineage: Eukaryota; Metazoa; Rotifera; Eurotatoria; Philodinida; Philodinidae
Source: the annotation of a GenBank genome assembly